AUGCCGCUUCUAGGUUUAUCUGGUCAGACAAAGAUUUUCAAUCACCGUUGUCGAAUUGUGAACUUCAUUGACUACAUCAAACAGACAUGUGGCACUGGGACGGAAGCAUGCAUCGACCUGGUCGAUGAAGCCGGCAACUUGAUGAAUCUCAGUGCCCAGCAAAACUCCCUCGAGCCAGCCAGCAACAUCCUGACAGCACGACAGAGAUAUAUCCUCAUCAAAAUGUCAAAGCAAGGUGACUCCGAAACUGUCAAAUAUGAAGCUAUACUGGACAACAUCGAACAUCUUCAUCCCGCGGUGGCAGACCAGCUUCGGAAGUUGUCCAAUCCCAAGGCCAAGGAGAAGACCCUGAGGAAACUCAGAUCCACCAAGGAGGUUAUUCUGACCCCGCCAUCGAAAAACAAAGCAGCCUUCAAGUCUAAAAACCCCAACGGUGCACAGCGAAAGCUUUGA
Molecule: messenger RNA, 453 nt
Organism: Pristis pectinata (smalltooth sawfish)
Lineage: Eukaryota; Metazoa; Chordata; Chondrichthyes; Rhinopristiformes; Pristidae
Exons: 5
Coding region: 1-453 (150 amino acids)
Source: RefSeq, a predicted model, not a curated record